Molecule: messenger RNA, 1674 nt
Organism: Kwoniella botswanensis
Lineage: Eukaryota; Fungi; Basidiomycota; Tremellomycetes; Tremellales; Cryptococcaceae
Exons: 5
Coding region: 1-1674 (557 amino acids)
Biological process (GO): transmembrane transport; carbohydrate transport
Cellular component (GO): membrane
Molecular function (GO): carbohydrate:proton symporter activity
Source: RefSeq, a predicted model, not a curated record
AUGGAACACGCUGUGCAUGAAUCCAACACUAGCAAUGAAGAUCUCCAAGAGAUUAUGAAAAACCGUGACACUCGAUGGUAUCGUGGCCAUCUUGGGAAACUCAAUCUCAUCUGUUUCCUAUGUAUCAUUACCUCGAUGAACAAUGGAUACGAUGGGUCGAUGAUGAAUGGUCUUCAAUCACUUGAUACCUGGAAAGGGUAUUUUGGCACACCAACUGGUUCAACACUCGGAAUAUUCAACGCUAUCCAGUCUAUCGGCGGCAUUGUAGGUCUUCCAUUCGCUCCGUUCCUCAAUGAUCGUUUCGGUAGACGAUGGACCAUGUUUAUUGGUGCCGCCAUCCAAAUCGUCGGCGUUGCUCUUCAAACUGGUGCCCAAUCAGUGGGGAUGUUCAUCGGUUGUCGAUUCUUGAUUGGUUUCGGUCUGGCUUUCUCCUGUCUCGCCGCCCCAACUUUGCUCACCGAGCUGGCAUUCCCUACCCAUCGGGGUCCUAUUACGUCUCUGUACAAUUCUACGUGGUACCUUGGAUCCAUUGUUGCAGCCUGGACCACUUACGGUACUUUCCGAAUCAACAACACCUGGGGUUGGCGUAUCCCUUCGCUCCUACAAGGUCUUCCGUCCGCUCUGCAAUUGCUGUUGAUCUUCUUUGUUCCCGAGUCCCCCCGUUGGCUAGUGGAUCAUGGUCGAGAUGAACAAGCUAUCAAGGUGAUUACAAAGCACCACUGCGGUGGGAACUCGGACGACCCCUUGGUAGCUUUCGAGUAUAACGAAAUUCGAGAGGCGCUACGACUUGAGAAGGCGGCCAACAAAUCAUCCACCUAUUUGUCCUUGUUCCGCGGUUCCGGUAAUCUUAAGCGAAUGAGAGUUAUCAUUGCGAUCGCCUUCUUCUCUCAGUGGUCGGGUAACGGUAUCGUUUCCUACUACCUCAAUCUUGCUCUGAACGGUAUCGGAAUUAGAUCUGCUGGCCAACAAACUCUCAUCAACGGUAUUCUUCAAGUCUGGAACCUGGGAACUGCCUACUUGGGUGCCCUUCUGGUCGAUAAAUUGGGAAGAAGACCCCUUUGGUUAAUCUCCGUUGGCGGUAUGCUUGCAAGCUACACAUUCUGGACGAUCUGCAAUGGUGUUUACGCUAAAUCAGCGACUCACUUGGAUGCCGAUGGCAAUCCGAUCGGUGCCAAUCAAGCUGCGGGUCAUGGUGUGCUGGCUGCGAUCUUCUUGUACUACGCUGCUUACAACUUGGCUAUGUCCCCGCUCCUGGUUUCGUACACUGUCGAAAUUCUUCCGUUUAGGAUCCGAUCAAAAGGAUUGAUGGUCAUGCAGAUGUCCGUCAACGCUUCACUCGUCUUCAACCAAUACGUCAAUCCAAUCGCCCUCGAUGCUCUCCAAUGGAAACUCUACAUCAUAUAUACCUGCUGGCUCGCAUUCGAAUUCGUAUAUCUUUGGUUCACCGUCGUUGAGACCAAGGGCAAAGACGGUCCUCUUCCUCUCGAGGAGAUUGCCGCUUUGUUCGAUGGUAAGGAGAUGACCGACCAGAUGAAGGCGGCUACCAGGGCUCAAACUAAUGGUCCUCAAGUCACCACUGCAAUCAGCCCUGACUUCGACGAGAAAGCAUUGCACUCGAAGGACAUCCCUGUUCACCAAGAGGUCCAGACAUUGUCACAUGAGCGAAGUUAUUAA